AUGUCCUCUCCAAAUCAUACGAUAGUGACUGAAUUCAUUCUCCUGGGGCUCAACUACGAUGCAGUGCUGGUGAAAAUUCUGUUUGGGGUGUUUCUGGUGAUCUGCCUAAUCACACUGGCAGGGAAUCUGUGCAUGAUUGUGCUGAUCAGGACAAGUUCAUGCCUCCACACUCCCAUGUAUUUCUUCCUGGGACACAUCUCCUUUGUAGACAUUUGCUAUUCUUUCAACAUUACUCCAAAUAUGCUGUACAAUUUCCUCUCAAACCAAAAGACUAUCUCCUAUGCUGAGUGCUUCACACAGUGUCUUCUCUUCAUUGCCCUGGUGAUCACUGAGUUUUAUAUCCUGGAUUCAAUGGCAAUAGAUCACUAUGUGGCCAUUUGUAGCCCUCUUUAUUACAGUACCAGAAUGUCCAAGAACAUUUGCAGGUCUUUAGUCACAGUCCCUUAUAUGUAUGGCUUCCUUAAUGGCCUCUUUCAGACACUGUUGACUUGUCACUUAUCCUUCUGUGGUUCCCUUGAAAUCAAUCAUUUCUACUGUGCUGAACCUCCUCUUCUAAUGUUGGCCUGCUCUGACACCUCUGUCAAAAAGACGGCAAUGUUUGUAGUUGCCAGCUUUACACUCUCAAGUUCUCUAUUUAUCAUCCUUCUGUCCUACCUUUCCAUUUUUGCAACCAUGUUGAAGAUGCAUUCUGCUCAAGGCAGGCACAAAGACUUCUCUACUUGUGGUUCCCAUUUGACAACAGUUACCAUAUUUUAUGGAACUCUCUUCUGCAUGUACUUAAGGGCUCCAACUGAUAAGUCCAUAAAGGAGUCCAAAAUAAUUGCAGUCUUUUAUGUUCUUUUGAGCCCAAUGUUGAACCCAUUGAUCUAUAGUCUAAGGAACAAGGGUAUGAUCCAUACUAUGCAACAAAUGAUCAAGGGAAAUUUCUUUAAUUAA
Choloepus didactylus (southern two-toed sloth) is the source of this 936-nucleotide messenger RNA. RefSeq names its product olfactory receptor 5M10-like. Gene Ontology annotation, molecular function: odorant binding; G protein-coupled receptor activity; olfactory receptor activity. Gene Ontology annotation, cellular component: membrane. The record is from RefSeq and is a predicted model, not a curated record. Lineage: Eukaryota; Metazoa; Chordata; Mammalia; Pilosa; Megalonychidae. The coding region runs from base 1 to 936 and encodes 311 amino acids. The transcript has a single exon. Gene Ontology annotation, biological process: sensory perception of smell; G protein-coupled receptor signaling pathway.